Messenger RNA from Fusarium verticillioides 7600, 1743 nucleotides. RefSeq lists its product as hypothetical. The transcript is spliced from 3 exons. Gene Ontology annotation, molecular function: microtubule binding; microtubule motor activity; ATP binding. Bases 1 to 1743 code for a protein of 580 amino acids. Gene Ontology annotation, biological process: microtubule-based movement. Gene Ontology annotation, cellular component: spindle; kinesin complex; centrosome. The record is from RefSeq and is a predicted model, not a curated record. Lineage: Eukaryota; Fungi; Ascomycota; Sordariomycetes; Hypocreales; Nectriaceae.
AUGGAUCAAUUCUUUCUUGAUCAUGCUCAACGCUAUCAGGAGCUGGUGAAUCGCUUCAAACCGGCGCCUGUCAAGCCAAAGACCAGCAAUGAAGAGUCCAACCCUGACAUCACUAUCGCUACUCGUCUUCGGCCGAUGCUAGAUGAUGAGAAAGAAGGCGGACAGUUGAUUGGCGCCUUUCCUCGAAACAACGCACCUGGAGUGAUUGACUUACACGAACUGCGGAGACCAGUCAGGGGACCUCCUCCUUUGGUGUCUACAAACUAUCGCGUGGAUAGGGUCUUCAACUCCGAAGACACAACCGAAGACAUCUAUGAAGAGCUCGUCAAGCCUCUUGUCCCUUGGGCAUGGGGCGGCGGUGUUAGCACCAUGUUCGCCUAUGGCCAGACAGGCUCAGGCAAAACAUACACUGUCAGCGGCCUCGAGCGCCUCAUCGCCGAAACGCUCUUCUCGAGUGAUAUUCAGGGCACUCGGAACAUCUUUAUCUCCAUCAUCGAACUCGCAGGUAACUCAGCCUCUGAUCUCCUCAACGCUCGCAAACCCAUCUCUAUCCUAGAGGACUCCUUUGGAUCGACUCAUCUCGCUGGAGCUUCAGAGUAUCACGUUACAGAUGCGGAUACAUUGAUCAAGCACAUCAACAAUGCGGCAUCUUUCCGACGGACUGCCUCUACGCAGAAGAACGACUCUUCGUCCCGCUCGCACGCUAUCUGCAAGAUUCGCCUCGAGAACCCCGAGCUCCCUCAAUCUGACGACGGGCUUCUCUAUCUAAUUGAUCUUGCCGGCUCAGAAGCUGCAAGAGAUGUCACCGAGCAUUCAGCUCAGCGCAUCAAAGAAUCUCGAGAGAUCAAUGCUAGUCUUUCUGUGCUCAAGGACUGUAUCCGGGGGAGAGCCAGUGUCGACGCUGCAGGUCUCGCCACUGGCAAGAAGGUCUACGUACCUUUUCGGCAGAGUGCUCUGACUAAAGUUCUGAAACAUGUUUUUGAUCCUGCUGCCGAGCGCAGCUGCAAAACCGUCGUUGUAGCCUGUGUCAACCCAAGCUUCCUUGACGUUGGAGCUACCAAGAACACGCUGAAAUACGGAGAAAUGCUGAGAAUCACCGUCCCUAAAGCUGCCGUGCCGAAAUAUGAUGCUUCAAAGCCAAGCACCUGGCCCCAGGAUCUGCUCCAUGACUGGAUUCUCAAGAACUCUGGCACCCCGCCCGUUUCCCCUACAGCUCUCGCACCCAAAGAGACGGGUAUCCAACUUCUUCGGCUCCCGGUUCCAGAGUUCAUCACACGCUGCCUCAAGACUCCGGGCGUCACUCUCGAACAAGCGACCGCCUUCCAAGCUAAAUUCUGGCGUCUUCACAUCGAUUCGCAGCGAGCCUCUAACAAGCCAAAGACGAGCCAGAAAGACGCCAAGCCGGAGAAAGAAGCUGGAAAACAGGGACUUUCAAGCCAAGACCCGAGACCCGAGAUGGCAGACGCUCCAUUCAAAGAGCGUCUUCGGCCUGGAAUGGUGGUUAGCUGGAAUCCGUCUGACGACACUCCAGGAUUCUAUCGCCUGCCUGGGCGUAAUCUCGUCAUGAUUCUAAGUCCUGAAGGUGAGGGAGCCUUCAGAUGCGCCGUCACUGUUCCUGCAAUCAUGUCAGGAGCCUUUGAGAUUUACCUUUGGCAACAAGUUGUUGCCCAGGUUGAUACCAUGGAAGCAGAGGUCUUGCUUGAAUAUGACCCCGGAACUAGGUAUUACUACGAAAACGUGUAA